Nerophis lumbriciformis (worm pipefish) is the source of this 4901-nucleotide messenger RNA. Its product is annotated as estrogen-related receptor gamma-like. Gene Ontology annotation, cellular component: nucleus. The record is from RefSeq and is a predicted model, not a curated record. Gene Ontology annotation, molecular function: sequence-specific DNA binding; steroid binding; nuclear steroid receptor activity. Lineage: Eukaryota; Metazoa; Chordata; Actinopteri; Syngnathiformes; Syngnathidae. Gene Ontology annotation, biological process: regulation of DNA-templated transcription.
CUGCCAGAAGACCUUCAACAUGUUAAGCUAACUUCAAAGUCAAGUCAAUUGUUUUUGAUGUUUAAAAUCAUCUGUGAUGUGGGGUCAGAAGAGGCAAGUGAGGCAAAAAAUAGAACAUACAUUAGAGUCUAUAGAGCUGUUAUAAAUGUGUUUUCUGUGUAAUUCCAAUUAUUUUUAACAUCUUUUAAGUACAAAUCACUGGUUGAGCACAUAAGUAUAUACGGCUGAAAUCUUAGUUGAAGCUAUGGCUAUACAAGCGGAACCUCUGAUUGCGCAAUCUUAUAUAAACUUGGGUUAGCUCACCAAAAUAAUUUUAGCAGAAACAUUCAUUAUACGCCAGGACUUGUUACAGUGUAUGUAUUAUUUAAUAAAAGUAACAAUAUUAUUACUCAGAUAAUAAAUUGCACGUAAAUAUGGCGAGGCACACAGUACUUUGGCUCACCUUGAAGGGGGGGCGUAUGAUGCAGAUUCUUGUCACUGUCAUCUUUCUACAGAGAGGAUUUUUUUUCUACAUUUAAAACCCUUCGUUGUGGUUUACAUAACAUGACAUGGUGGUCCUUUGGUCAAAAUUUUGCAUAGAUUGUUUUACAGACCAUCUUUAAGCCGCUUUCUGACCGUGUCUUCAGGAAGCGCCGUUUUGUGGGCGGUCUUAUUUACCUAACUCGACUUUGACUGCGUCUUCUCCCCGUCAGCAUGUUGUAGUUUGUAACACUUUCAUAUAGUCUACUGACAGAUAUAAGAACUACUUUGUAUAAGAAAUGGCAACCGCGGAGGAUGCAUGUGCAUGUACGAGCCAAUCUGCCCCACAACAAGAGGAUAGAAGAAAAAGAAGGAACUUAUUGAACAUCAGACUACAAUGGCCGACUCGUGCAAAGCUCCUCAGGUAAAACUUGACCAUAUAUGGAGAUAUCUGUUGACUUCACCAAUUGGAAAAACUUAACAAAUGGGGCAAAUUCCAAACGGCUCGUUUGGAGGAAGAAUGAAGAUUGUUUUCUUUCUAUUUUCGCCAUGUCUCCAUGGUUUGGUUUCCUAUUUUUGGGACUCAUGCAGAUCCAAAAUAUACACAAACCGGUACCAAUAGGUAUGAAAAGUUUAUUUUCCAUAAUAGGUCCCCUUUAAAAGAAAAUUAGGACUUUUUCCAGCAAACAGCUUUUCUUGGAGAGAGAGGUGCAUGGAUCUCUAUACGGUUAGUGGUAAAAGUCCAAAGGAGUCAGUACGUCUCCAGCCAUGAGCCCAUGUUACUUGGUUUUUGGUAAUAGGGGAGGUCCCAACCGCAACUUGCAGACCCUAACCCAGAUGUCCUAAACUACCUUUAUCUAAGGGCCUACAAUUUUCUCAGUUGACAAUGUAGAGGCCAGUUUUGUAAAAAAAAAAAAAAAAGUCAUCAUAACAAAUACAAAAAAAAUAAAUAACGGUAUGUUACCAUUCUCCCUGACUGGAAAUUGAACCCUCGGUCCAUGACUUUAGAGCAAGCAUUAUUACCCAAUGAGCUAUCAAGCCGCUUAGAACGUAACUUCUCCGUUAAUGUGCAGUUUAUAUCUAAAACUCUGGUUUCAUUGUGUUAUUUUUGGCGGCGCGGAUUAGGCCCUAGGGCCACCGAUUGAGGGCUUCUGCUCUAACCUGUCUCAUUCUUCCAUAUCCUCUUCUCACACCACCCCCUUUGCAUUCCAUCUCACCCAGGUUUACCUUCCCUCCUAUCCUUUUGCACGUCCUCCUAGUGUCUUCGGUUUUUCCCUUGUUCUCUUUGACUCAUCUUUAGCUUAAUUUUCCAUGCUGCCCUCUUCCUUUCCCAUUGUUUUCUUCCUUUUGUCCUAUUGCUUCCUAAGUCUCCAUAUCUUCAUGUUUCUUUAAUUUAUUUUACUAUCAUUUCCUUCACUUAUUCUUGUCCUGUCAAAUGCUCUUUUGUUCAUAUAUUCUUCCUCUCCCAUCCUCCAUAUUUCUCUCAUCCCAUUCUCUUGCAUCCUGUCUUGUCUCCAUCCUCUCAUUCUCCCUUCCGUCCUUCUUCCAGUGAGCUGUUCCUUCCCGCUCUUCUCCCAGACACAUUUUCUUUUGUCUGACACUCUCAGGACUCCCCUGUGAGCCGAGCAUGGCAGACAGGUUGGUAAACUUGGAUGGGAGGGAGGAAAGGAAGGAAGGCAUGUGUGUAAAUAUGUGUGUGUGUGUGUGUGUGUGUGUGUGUGUCUGCUGCAUCACUGAGCCACAGAGCCCCGAGGCGAGGAGAGCGUUUGUCCUUGAGACUUGACUGCAGACGUGGAACACGCAUCCAGUGGAUGAAAGUGACAGAAGGAGUGACCAUGUAGGUGAGGUUCCUUCUGCUCCCAGAGAUCCUGGUAGAAUGUCCGUAAGGGGCCUAGACCCCACUUGUACCUCCUCCAUAAAGCGGGAGCCCUCCAGCCCCAGCUCCCAUGGAGAUGCCAGCCCGGCUCAGCCCAGUCCCGGUAGCUCUUCGUCGGACACCAACUCCAGCUACGGGCCCCUCAUUAAGGGCCACGUCCACACCAAUGAACUGGACUCGUCUGGUCCUUACGGGCGUAUGACGGGGUCGUCUGACAACGGAGGACCUAACAGGAGGUUCGUGGAGGAGGAGGCUCAAGUGAAAUGUGAAUUCCUCCUGGGCUCCGUGGCCAAGCGUCUGUGUCUGGUGUGUGGCGACGUGGCGUCGGGCUACCACUACGGCGUGGCUUCGUGCGAAGCCUGCAAGGCUUUCUUCAAGAGAACCAUUCAGGGUAACAUUGAGUACAGCUGCCCGGCAUCCAACGAAUGUGAGAUCACCAAGCGGAGGAGGAAGUCGUGCCAGGCGUGUCGCUUCGUCAAGUGUCUGGCCGUGGGCAUGCUCAGGGAAGGUGUUCGUCUGGAUCGUGUUCGAGGUGGCCGCCAAAAGUACAAGCGGAGAAUCGACAGUGAGAACAGUCCGUAUCUUCACCUGCAGCACGUUCUUCCACAGAAGAAAAGCUUCAGCACAGUUGGAGACAACAAAGUGGUGUCCCUGCUCCUGCUGGCCGAGCCAGACGCCAUCUUCGCCAUGCCGGAUCCAACAGUGCCGGAGAGCGACAUCAAGGCUCUGACCACUCUGUGCGACCUGGCCGACAGAGAACUGGUGGUCAACAUUGGCUGGGCCAAACACAUCCCAGGCUUUCCAUCGUUGUCGCUGGCAGACCAGAUGAGUCUUCUGCAGAGUGGCUGGAUGGAGAUUCUGAUCCUGCGGGUGGUCUUCCGCUCGCUGGCACUGGAGGACAAGUUGGUCUAUGCCGAGGACUACGUGAUGGACGAGGAGCAGUCCAAGAUGGCUGGACUACUGGACCUCAACAAUGCUAUCCUGCAGCUGGUCAAGAAGUGCAAAGCCGUCGGGCUGGACAAGGAGGAGUUUGUGCUGCUUAAGGCUAUCGCGCUCGCUAACUCAGACUCUGUGCACAUUGAGGACUCGGACGCUGUCCAGAGACUCCAGGACGUCCUCCAUGGGGCCCUGCAGGAAUACGAAGCCGCCCGGCACCCGCAGGACCCUCAACGGGCGGGCAAGCUGAUCAUGAGCCUCCCUCUCCUGCGCCAGACGGCCGCUCGCGCCGUGCAGCACUUCUGCGGCGUCAAACAAGAUGGCCGCGUGCCCAUGCACAAACUUUUCCUGGAGCUGCUGGAAGCCAAAGCCUGAGGGAACUCUCGGCUUUGACUUCAUUGGUUUUUAUGUUUGAUGCAACAGGAAGUUGGUGAGGCUGCAGCCAUGUUUGCAGUGGACAGUGACGGAAAAAGAGCCUUCGAGGGAUACAUGCCAAACAAACAAAGAAGCUUCUUUUACGAUACUUGAAGACCCUUGUGGACCAUCUUGUCCUUCUGGAAGCCUCCUCAGAUGCAUUCUGUACGUGUUCCUUACGGAGUAAAGCUAAAGUGUCUCCUCCUUCCUUCAGGAAACCAGCAAACGUAAUCAGCAAGGACAUUUUCAGGGAAAGAAACAUGAUAUUUAUUUAAAAAAUGUGUAUCUACUUAUGAAGGCUGGAAUCAAAUUUUUCAUGUGAUUUUCUUUUUAAAAUAUAUAAAUUUAUCAGCACUAAUAGUGUCUCAUCUAAAUGGACUUAAAGAUCCAAACAAACAUACAAUCGAUAAUUAAUUAUAUCAUAAUGUUUAUGCCUUUAGUAGGCUUUCAUACAAAUAGCACAAUGCUGGAAUUAGUCACAAAAAAAAAUUGCUUUAAAAAAAUAAAGAAAAAAUUGCUUGAAAAAUAAAAUAAUAUAAAUUAUUUGGUUAUAUAAUUAACCAUAAACUUGGAUUAUUUAUUUGGCAAAUUAUUAAAAAAAAAAUUUUUUUGAAAUGAUAAAAAUAACAAAUUACAAAAUAAAUGGAAGAAUUACAUACCUUAAUGGUUAAAAAAAAAAAAAAUCCUAAAUAUUAUCGAUACUAUUAUACCAAUAAAAAUAAAAGGUGAUACUGUAACAGAAAAUAAGAAAAAAACUAUAGGAUAAAAUAUCUAGAAGAAAUAGCCCAAACAAAACAAAACUACUAAUUGCUUUAAAUUUCUGUAUUUCGAUGCAUUUGUCCGCCAUGUCUAUGGACAGAGGGACAUCUGUUUGCUGUUUGCUUGCAAACAAUUCAAAUGCAAUAUAGCGCUUACAUUUUUGUACAAUAUCCUACUAAAUUUCCAGCGGGAAAACAUGGACCUCCGUGUGUGAACUACUUGUCUUCGUAGCCGCAAUGAAAAGUGGUGUCAAACGUGUUUUUUGCUCGUGUGUCUGCUCUUAGUGUGCUUUGUGUGCAGAACCACGGGAGGAAGGACUCAUAUAAUGUGCUCAUACAUAAUUAGAUGCAAAAUAAUGCUCAAGAUUUUGAUGCUAUGCACUGAAUUUUUACGCCAUGUCUGAAGUGUUUGUUUCUCAGGUGCAGAUUUGGGCAGCAAUAAAGAAGCGUCUCCUCCA